Molecule: messenger RNA, 1230 nt
Organism: Rhopilema esculentum
Lineage: Eukaryota; Metazoa; Cnidaria; Scyphozoa; Rhizostomeae; Rhizostomatidae
Source: RefSeq, a predicted model, not a curated record
GUAAAAAAUAAUGAAUUCAAUUUUAAGAAUGGAAUUAAUGAAACAUAGGAAAAAGUAUGCCUAAAAAUGGCAAAACGUUCUAAACGGUGAAAUGUUCCUAAUUCUAUCUUAGACGUUAUGAUUAUAAUUUUAUGCUGCACUGUUAAGAACAUGCACUAUUUACAAAUCCACACUUUCUACAAUUACAGUUCCACAAUUUUAAUUUACAACUCCACAAAGUGAGUCAGAUCCACACUUAUUUUAGGCCCUGGUGCAAACUAUGGAUUAGAUGAAGAACAAAUAAUCUGGUUUCAUAUGUUAAUAGAAAGUGGUGACAGGACUGAUCCUAAACGUAGGCAGAAAGUAGCAUCAGUACAUUAGCAAUCAAUCUAACUGGUUAGCUCUGAAAUAUUUCUUUCACUAUAACAAUAAUCAGAAGAUAACUUGCAUGGUUCUUGCUCUUUCUACGCCGCCGAAGACGUGUAAAAGGGUUAUAGAUUGUGUAGAGCGAAAAUGUACAAUGUACUCGAGGUCUUCAUCCUUCAGCACAAACUGUAGCUCUGGUCAGCAUCUGAUUUUGUGAGAGUUUAUACAGAUUUGUUUUUGUUUGCCGUUGUCUGUGAUCACCGCUGGCAAAAUCCAUCAUGGAAUACCCUGAAUAAUUAAUAAACUGCAACGUGAUCUCAACCAUAGUCUAUGUCUGAACUCAUUGUUGUAAUUGGAAAGUCAGUAUUCGCAAUAUGAUGGAAACUGAAGACGUUAAUGGUUCGAAGUCGUUUUGGGAUGCUGUUGAGAUGAUAGCAACACUUGGGUUUGUAACUGGAAGUGAACUUGGUAAAGACGCCUUAGAAUGCCUGAGUGGAGUGAAAAUCCUCCACGAGAUUUACAAAAGGAUGAAUCAAGAUGAAGACAAAUUAGCAGCUUUAAGGGCGAGCACCAUUUUGAGGAUAGCUGAGUAUGUUAAAAAAAACCCAGGGGCCAACGAUGACCAAAUUGCACGUCAGGUGCAGAAAGAAAUUGACCAAUUUACAAAAACUGCAGCUGAAAUCGUUGGAAAAUGACGUCAUCACAUCAGAAUAUAAGAACCAGUUGCAAGUGAUUACUAACAUACUUUGCACGACACACGUAACAAGCACUCAACCAAUAUUUUAACAAUUUAUAAUACACUUAGCCAUACUUAAUAUGUAUAUUCUUUGCUGUAUUGUUGCAUAUUUUUCAUGAUGUAUUGAUAAAACAUACUGUAUAAUUAGA